This is a messenger RNA of Penaeus chinensis, 541 nucleotides long. Its product is annotated as cuticular protein 47Eg-like. The coding region runs from base 40 to 357 and encodes 105 amino acids. The record is from RefSeq and is a predicted model, not a curated record. NCBI's taxonomy places the organism in Eukaryota, Metazoa, Arthropoda, Malacostraca, Decapoda, Penaeidae. The transcript is spliced from 3 exons.
UUCGCCUGGGACAAGUCAGUACAACACUCAACAGUCAAGAUGAAGUUCGCUAUUGCUCUCCUCGCCCUCGUCGCCGUGGCCGCCGCCCGCCCCGGCAGCGUCUUCGACCUGGACUUCGAUGACUUCCACAUUGACCAGGGUAUCACCAACCGGGUAGUACAGGGAUCCUACAGCUGGACGUCCCCCAACGGAGAGAAGUUCUUCGUCAAGUACAUCGCCGACGACGACGGAUACCGCGUCGUCGAGUCCAACGCCGUGCCCGUCAUUAACGGCGUCGCCGCCGACGGCAACCAGGGAUCCUUCGACUCCUUCGAGGAUAUCUUUGACUCCUUCGAGGAUCGUUUCGACAGGAAGUGAGCCCAUCCGAAGCCAACCGACCGACCAACAGGCGCCCACAGCGGACCCUUCAGGCGUCCCUCCGAAAUCGCUCUAGGUCACGAGUCGCUGCGUGGAACCUGGCGACAGAUGACGUGGAUAAUAGCAUAAUUUAUUUAUCUACCUGUUAUUAAUGUGAAUGUCAUUCGAAUAAAUUUAAACUUAC